AUGGGCGAGUCACUAGCAUCAAAAAUUCAGUACUCCAAGCUCUGCGAGGUGUACGAGAAAAUUUCGAAAGCCCGAGGAAACAAAAAGAUAGAGGAGUUGCGGAAAUUUUUAAAUUUUUGUCGUCAAACUGGCAAAGAGAUGAAAAAACAGGAUUCCACCGCUGAUGUUUCGCUUUUCCCAAUAAUGCGACUGUUCUUACCUGCUGUCGAUCGAGAACGCGGACCUCAUGGCUUGAAGCAAAAAACCCUGGCAGAUUUAUUCGUUCGCGUUUUUUGCCUCGGAAAAAACAGUUCCGAUGGUAAAAAUCUCUUGAAAUACAAGGCUCCGGAGCAAGGAGAAUCCGGCAUGGGCGAUUUUGCUGAAAAGUUGUUCUGGGUCCUGAACAGAAGACACUCCAACGUGUCCGGCACUGCCUUAAGCAUCGAAGAUGUAAAUACCGCAUUGGACGAGAUUGCUCGUCGUAACGCGGAGAACCAAAGCAAGGAUGAAGUUUUUUUGCGCCUGAUCAAACAAUUAGGGGCAUUCGAGCUCAAAUGGCUAACGAGAACGAUACUCAAGGACGUGAAACUUGGAUUGGGUCAGAAAAAAGUUUUUGAAGCCUACCAUCCAAACGGUGACGAGCUCUUCGGUGAAAAGUCGAAUUUACGAGAGGUGUGUGAUUUGCUGCUGGACGAAAAUUACAGGGUGGAAAAAAGUUCGUCGAACGUAGUUGUUCUGUGGCCGUUUAAGCCGAUGCUUUUAGAGCGCUGUAGCAUAGAGGAGGUGGGCAAAUUUUUCACACAAAACGAGACGUAUUUCUCGCAAACGAAGUACGACGGUGAAAGAAGUCAAAUCCACAUGAAAGAGGGUGUAUUUAAAUAUUACACGAGACACGGAACAGACAUUACGAAUAAUCCGGCGUACGGAGAGACGAAAAACUCGAGUGGAUUUCUCACCAAAAAAAUAUCUUCCCUCCUCAAUCCUGAUUGCCGUUCAAUCAUUUUGGACGGUGAAUUAAUGGGUUGGCACAAAGACCGGAAAUCGCUUGGAUCCAAAGGAAUGCCAUUCGACGUGAAAAAGUUAACAGCCAACAGCCGACAUCAGCCUUGUUUCGUUGCUUUCGACAUCGUCAUGUACAACGACAGAUAUUUGCUCAAUUCACCGUACAAGGAUCGAUUGUCUGUUUUGAAUAAUGCUUUUCGAGAGGAGGAGGGCGUGCUGUUGAGGAGCAAAAUCGACAGCAUUUCUUCCAGCGCCCAACUUCUUGAGAUUUUCAAUAAAAGCAUCGACACCAACGAGGAGGGAAUCGUAUUGAAAAGGAGCGACGGAUUGUACAAACCCAAUACACGUGAGGGAAGUGGAUGUUACAAGAUCAAGGCCGAGUACUCCGAGGGCCUCAUACAAGACUUGGAUUUGUUAAUCCUCGGCGGUUACUACGGGGAGGGCAAAUGUGCUGGAAUUUUCAGUAGCUUUCUCGUUGGAGUCGCUGCAGACGAGAAAUCGAGCACGAAAAAAUUUUACUCCGUCGUUUCGGUCAGCACGGGACUCAGUAUGGAAAAAAUGCGAGAACUCGACGCGAAGUUUAAAGCCUUUUGGACCAAGGACUGCCCCAGCAAUGUGGUUGGACCAAAGAAAAAUCAGCCCGAUGCGUGGAUUCAUCCAAAAAAUUCAUUAAUUCUGCAACUUCGAGCUACGGAACUUACUCGAUGCAAUGUCCAUCCUGCUGGCUACACUUUACGAUUCCCCAGAGUAGUCAAAGUUCGAGAUGACAAGCCUUGGGAGGAUGCAUGGACUCUCAAAGAAUUGAGAGCGAUGGUCAAGGACGGAGGCUUCGUGCAAAAAGCGACGAAACGACACGCGACGAGCAGCGAUAUUCGUGAUGUUAAUACAAAAAUGCCUCGGAACGUGCGACCAGCGCCAAUGCGAAUCGACACGAAAUAUUUGGGCGUCAAAACUUCCCUGGUUACUCGUCUCACGCGUUUAUUUUCCGAGAAAGAGUUUUGCGUCAUGAACGGUGAAGAGGGCUCUCCGAACAAAAGAAAACUUUCGAAAAACGAUAUUGAACUACUUUUGUGUACGCAUGGCGCAAAAAUUGUCCAAAACCCGGGAAACGAAACGUUCGCUGUAAUCGUGGGCAAUCCAAAAUCUGAGAGAGUGAAAAAUGUCGUAAAAACGCGAAAGUGGGACGUCGUGUCUUUAGCCUGGUUGAAACGUGUGACAGACGAAAAAAAUUGGCACCGAGAGACCGAUUUUUUUCCGUGGGAAAUCAUUUCUGGUACCGAAGCGACGGAACAACGGCUCGCUAAUUUAUUCGAUUGUUACGGUGACAGCUACACCGUCGAUGCUGACGUUACAAGCUUGAAACGAUCCUUCGACAAGGUCGAAGAAGAAAUGAUGGAAAAAAAUUCCCAGGAGAUUUUCCAACACGAGGACGUGGAGGCAGAAUUAUUCGAAAAUGGAAUUUCUCCAUUUUCGUUAUUCAGGAAAAUGGUCGGAUAUUUUGACGACCCUUCGGAUACAACGGUUUGGAAUUUUAAAUUCAUGAGAGGACAAGUCAGCGACGAAAUUGAUCAUACUGUGAGUCACGUAUUUAUUAACGAAAGGGCUAUCAGCUUGAUCAAUCUUUAUAAAAAAAUCAACAGUACCGGAUCAACCGAUAUCAAAAUCGUCAACAGUAGUUGGAUCCAAGAUUGCUGUCAACAGGAAAGGCUACUGCCUGAAGGAGAUUAUAUCAUUGCUUGAUUACUUUCGAUGGAAACAAUGCUAGUCUUCUCUUUGGGAUUGUUAUUGGAUCAGGGAUUUUCAAAAGCUUUGAUCUGAAACGAUUCGAAUAUUUUUUUGGGAAAAUCUAAGGAUGAAUUUCCAUUUUUCAAGAAACUUUACGAUUUGCAGCUAGUCGCGAGUCCAGUUAAUCCUGAGGGAAUUCGAGAUGUAAAUGCAAUUUGAAGAACAUAAGAAAGAAUAUGUAAAAAAUUAUUCGUCAUUCGAUUUUAAGAACAAAGAUUCAGAUUUUUACAGCUAAAUUAAAUUUUUUAAAUUAUUUAAGAUAUUUAUAUAUUUCAUAAAUGAAAAUGGUAAGAAAUUAAGGUCUAAAAAGAUUGUAUUUUGGAAAAAAAUUUUCCAAGGACAGAAAUGUGAUUUUCAUGAUCACCAAAAAUCUUAAUUCACCAAAAAUAGAUAGUAUAUUUUUUAAUCGAUAACAAAUCGUGAAUAAUUAUUCUAGGAAUUAUUUUUCUAAUUUAUGACACAAAUGUUCACUGAUGAACAAAAAAAUCAUUACAGUUUAAAACAUGGAAAGCAUAUUUGGGGUUAUGGGCAAUAUUUCUAUUCUUCGUGCUUAUUUUUCUUUAAAUAUUGUGUUGCAAUUUUCAGUCUUGAUUUUACAGCUUUAUUUUAUUCGCAAAUAAUAUAUUUUAUAAACAAACGAUUAAGCAUUGUAUUAUGCUAAUGUGACGAGGUCGUGUAAAUAAAACAAUAUAUUUUAAAAACGA
Venturia canescens is the source of this 3470-nucleotide messenger RNA. It is a transcript of the gene DNAlig4, whose product is annotated as DNA ligase 4. The transcript is spliced from 10 exons. The coding region runs from base 1 to 2721 and encodes 906 amino acids. The record is from RefSeq and is a predicted model, not a curated record. Gene Ontology annotation, biological process: DNA biosynthetic process; DNA recombination; double-strand break repair via nonhomologous end joining. Gene Ontology annotation, molecular function: DNA binding; ATP binding; DNA ligase (ATP) activity. Gene Ontology annotation, cellular component: DNA-dependent protein kinase-DNA ligase 4 complex; DNA ligase IV complex. NCBI's taxonomy places the organism in Eukaryota, Metazoa, Arthropoda, Insecta, Hymenoptera, Ichneumonidae.